Molecule: messenger RNA, 1032 nt
Organism: Lathyrus sativus (Indian pea)
Lineage: Eukaryota; Viridiplantae; Streptophyta; Magnoliopsida; Fabales; Fabaceae
Source: the annotation of a GenBank genome assembly
AUGUUGAGCAGAAUUGCAUCAAUUUUGUUGAUUGGAAUUUUGGCCUUAGCCUACCAGGCCAUUAAACCUCCACCCCCAAGAACAUGCGGUUCCCCAGGUGGUCCACCCAUAACAGCAGCAAGGAUAAAGCUGAGAGAUGGAAGACAUUUGGCUUACAAAGAAUAUGGUGUUCCAAGACAAUCAGCCAACAACAAGAUUGUAUUCAUACAUGGUUUUGGAUCUUGCAGACAUGAUACAGUCAUAGCAACAAACCUUCCAUCCGGGUUGCUUGAGGAAUUAGGAGCAUAUAUUGUGUCAUUUGAUAGACCAGGCUAUGGAGAGAGUGAUGCUGAUCCAAAAAGAAGUCCAAAGAGUUUGGCUCUUGAUAUUGAGGAACUUGCAGAUAAGCUGGAAUUGGGUUCCAAGUUUUAUGUGAUGGGAUUUUCUAUGGGGGGACAAGCUGUUUGGGGUUGCCUCAGAUUCAUUCCUCACAGACUUGCUGGGGCUACAUUGUUGACUCCUGUGAUAAACUACUGGUGGCAUGGACUUCCUUACAACAUGUCCGUAAAGGCCUAUUAUGAGCAACUUCCACAAGAUCAAUGGACAGUUCGAGUCGCUCAUUAUGUUCCAUGGCUUACACACUGGUGGUUUACUCAAAACUGGUUUCCUACUUCAAGUGUAGUACAAGCCAAUCCUGCUGUUCUUUCCUCCCAAGAUUUGUCCAUUGUUUCCAACUCUGUUAAAAAAGAACAUCAAUCACAGGUGAAACAACAAGGUGAGCACGAAUCUAUAUGUCGCGACGCCAUAAUUGGUUUUGGAACUUGGGAUUUUGAUCCACUUGAUCUUUAUAACCCUUUCUCAGAUAAUACAACCCAAGUUCAUCUAUGGCAAGGUACUGAUGAUCGGCUGGUCCCUGUUACGCUGCAACGAUAUAUUGUUCAAAAACUUCCAUGGAUUCAGUACCAUGAAUUGCCAGGUGCUGGACACUUAUUUCCACAUAUCGAAGAAGUGAGCGCGGCUAUCAUCAAAACACAGUUGGCGGAUACAAAAUAG